CAAACACCAUGGCUUUCCAUCUCUACAAGAAAAUAAAGGCCUCGCGGGCGGAAACGCCUGCCCAGGACAUUCCUCUAGGCAAUACGCAGCCUAAUCCUUUUGAUGAUUUUUCUCAUCCAGAUGGGGCAUUGGCCUCGUUUGACUCGCAACGCGUCCUGCACGAGAAACCCUCCCCUGAAGCUGCAGCAGAGAAGCGCCGAAUGCGAAUCUACCGCUGGAAGCUCAUCGGUAGUCUAUUCCUACCGUAUCUACUUGCGAGUAUUGACUUGACAAUCGUUGCGACCGCGGUACCCUUUAUCGCGUCACAUUUCGACCAACUGGGCGAGCUGAAUUGGAUUGUCACGGCUUUUACCCUGACGUCGACAGCGUUCAUUCCGACCUUUGGUCAGCUCGCCGAUGUCUUUGGGCGUCAUGUUGCGCUGCAGCUUGCCACCUUGCUUAUGCUUAUUGGGAGUACCCUGUGUGCGGCGGCGCAGACUUGGGGCAUGCUCUUGCUUGGUCGUGCGCUUCAGGGUGUGAGCGCUGCAGGUCUCAUGGCCACUGUCAUGAUUAUCCUGGCGGAUAAUGUGAGUCUGGAGGAGAAUGCGAAGAACAAUUCGGUUUUCGCUAUUGUCAGUGGUGUUGCGUAUUCCAUUGGGCCCGUUGUUGGAGGAUAUCUGACUGAUGCCAACUGGCGCUACUGCUUCGUUAUAUCAAUUCCGAUCGCCUUCGUCUCGCAUAUAAUCAUCUACAUCGUCCUACGCAACGAGCUCAAGCAAGGCACCUACUCUCGCUCAGGAACGCGACUAUCCUCCCUCCUCCCCGCCCUUGCAACCCUCGAUAUCAUCGGCACCAUCCUGUUCGUCUUCGGCGUCGGCCUCAUAAUCCUCGGCACAUCCUGGGGCGGAUCUUCCUACCCCUGGGUCUCUGCCCAGGUCUUAGCCCCUAUCGUUGUCGGCGGUGUCUGUUUCGUCCUCUUCUUCGUGUACGAGUAUUUCCUCGAGAACGGCGCUCUACGGCGCAUAUUCCCCACUCAAACACCUAUGAUUCCGUACAGCAUGUUCAAAAGACUCGAUACACUCUGGCUCGCUAUCCUGCAGUUCGCUGCCGGGGCGGCCAUGUACUCUGUCUUUUACUACGUCGGGAUAUACUUCACCCUCGUUGAGAAUUAUCCCGCUAGUAAAGCCGGCGUGCAGUUACUCUACUACAUCCCAGGUCUAGGCGCCGGCGUCUACCUAGCAAUCCUCCUCUGCAACACCUACCCCGCCCAAACCUUCCACCCAUUGACACUAGGAACAGUCCUCGAAACCCUCGGAAUCGCCUUGGUUACCUACGCCAUCCACGCCCAGCGCACAAACAUUUUAAACGGGAUGAUGAUACUCGCCGGCGCAGGGACCGGCUUGCGCAUGAUGCCCGCCACACUGCACGCAAGCGGUGUCUGGCCGAACCGUAUUGCCGCUGCGCUGUCGCUUAUGCGCUUUACCUUGCCGUUUGGGGGGACCAUUGGGAUUACCAUUAUGGGGAGUGUGUUUAAUAAUAAACUAUCUUCUGGGAUUGCGGCUAUUCCUGGUCUCAGUGGUGUAUCGGCGCAGGGCUUAGGGGGCGGAGGGGGAGGGGGCACAGGGACAGAGACAGCGGGGAGUUUGGAUUUUGUGAAUGGCUUGCCUGGCCCGCUGCAGGAGGGUGUGAGGACUGCGGGUAGGGAUGCGAUUAUGUGGGCUUAUAUUGCGAUAAUGCCCAUUCUGGGGAUUAGUUUGGUGACGGGGUUGUUUUUGGGGAAUGUUUGGAUUAAGCCGAAGAAGAAAACAACAGCGAAUGAGGGUGGGGAUCGGCCUGAGAGUGAGGUUAUCCAUGUCCCCUAUCUGUAUGCGCUUUUCAAGGGGGUGGACAAGUAUAAGCAUAUCAGUCGGCCGGCGCUGGAAUCUGAUGCGGAGGAUAGUCUUCCGAGGAGGACUAGAUGAGGUAUAUGGUGGUAUUUCUCUUCUGCUCCGUGUUUUUCUAUCAGCGAUGCUUUUACCUUUUCUGGUCAUUGUAGAUAGAUGAUGGAUCAAUCUGCCAGUUUCGUGAAACACACCGCUAGUUACCAAUCCCAAGCAUAGCGAUCCAACAACGUACGAUGGUACAAGAGUCGGUAGAU
This is a messenger RNA of Aspergillus versicolor CBS 583.65, 2116 nucleotides long. It is a transcript of the gene mfs56, whose product is annotated as putative MFS multidrug transporter. Gene Ontology annotation, molecular function: basic amino acid transmembrane transporter activity. NCBI's taxonomy places the organism in Eukaryota, Fungi, Ascomycota, Eurotiomycetes, Eurotiales, Aspergillaceae. Gene Ontology annotation, biological process: transmembrane transport; basic amino acid transport. The record is from RefSeq and is a predicted model, not a curated record. Bases 9 to 1940 code for a protein of 643 amino acids. The transcript is spliced from 7 exons. Gene Ontology annotation, cellular component: fungal-type vacuole membrane.